Molecule: messenger RNA, 4294 nt
Organism: Scomber scombrus (Atlantic mackerel)
Lineage: Eukaryota; Metazoa; Chordata; Actinopteri; Scombriformes; Scombridae
Gene: ganabb
Product: glucosidase II alpha subunit b
Exons: 25
Coding region: 5-2863 (952 amino acids)
Biological process (GO): N-glycan processing; carbohydrate metabolic process
Cellular component (GO): glucosidase II complex
Molecular function (GO): glucan 1,3-alpha-glucosidase activity; carbohydrate binding
Source: RefSeq, a predicted model, not a curated record
CAAGAUGGCCACCUUCACCGAGAGGAUGGCACCUUUCCUGGUGUUCUGGCUGGCUGUGUGUCUCAGCGGGACCUGGGCUGUGGACAGGGGCAACUUCAAGACCUGUGACCAGAGUGCCUUCUGCAAGCGUCAGCGAGCAUUGAAGCAUGGUGAGUCUCCCUAUCGAGCCCUGCUGGAGACUAUGGAGCUGACCAACACCAGACUCACCCUGCAGCUCAUCAAUGACAACAACAAGGUGCGUCUGCUGCUGGAGCUCUACCGUCUCCAGGGAAACAUGACAAGGGUGAAGAUUAACGAGCUGAAGCCGUUGAAGCCUCGCUAUGAGGUCCCAGACGUUCUCAUCAGGGAGCCACCUACUGAGCCCCUGUCUCUCCUGUCUCAGGAUGAGAAUGGGGUAGUGCUGUCCCUGGGGGCGGAGUCUCAGAGGGUCAUUCUCAGCGCCCGGCCCUUCCGAUUGGACAUCAUGGAGGGGAGCGAUGUGGUGAUGUCGCUGAACUCUCGUGGCCUCCUGGCCUUUGAGCACCUGAGGAUGCGCAAGGACACUUUCUCCUAUAAAGUAACUAGCACAGUGGCUAGCGUGUGGGAUAAUAUCAAGAGGGUAUUCUCUAGCAGUCAGGCUGACCCAGAGGCUGAGAAGAAAGACGAGGCUGAUCCGGCUAACCAGGCCGAGGCAGCAAAAGAAGAGGAAGAGAAAGUGGAAGAUGGGAUGUGGGAGGAAACGUUUAAAUCACACACAGACGGCAAACCCAAUGGUCCAUCUGCUGUCAGUUUAGACUUUUCAUUGCCGGGGGUGGAGCAUGUCUACGGCAUCCCAGAACAUGCAGAUACUCUUAGACUCAAAACAACAGAUAAUGGAGAUCCGUAUCGACUCUAUAACCUUGAUGUGUUCCAGUAUGAGCUGUAUAACCCUAUGGCCCUUUAUGGUGCUGUCCCAGUUAUGUUAGCUCACAACGCCCAACGGACCACAGGCAUCUUCUGGCUCAAUGCUGCUGAGACCUGGGUGGACAUCAGCUCCAACACAGCUGGAAAGACCGUGUUUGGGAAAAUGCUGGAUUAUGUGCAGGGCUCUAGUGAGACGCCACAGACAGAUGUGCGUUGGAUUUCUGAGAGCGGCAUCAUUGAUGUCUUCAUUAUGCUUGGACCAACACCCAAAGACGUCUUCUCCCAGUACGCCUCCCUUACAGGCACCCAGGCCUUCCCUCCAUUGUCUGCCCUGGCUUACCACCAGUGUCGCUGGAACUACAAUGACCAGGAAGACGUGCAGUCGGUGGACGCAGGCUUUGACAAGCAUGACAUCCCCUAUGACUUCAUCUGGCUUGACAUUGAGCACACUGAUGGGAAGCGCUACUUCACCUGGGAUCCACACAAGUUUGCCACACCCAAAGAAAUGCUGCAGGGUCUCCAGGACAAGAAACGCAAGAUGGUGGCCAUUGUGGAUCCUCAUAUCAAAGUGGACAGCAACUACAAGAUCCACACUGAAAUACAAUCUCGGGGUUUCUAUAUAAAGAAUAAAGAUGGUGGAGACUAUGAGGGCUGGUGCUGGCCUGGAAGUGCCGGCUAUCCAGACUUCACCCGUGCAGACAUGAGGACCUGGUGGGCCAGCAUGUUUGCCUACGAUCAGUAUGAGGGCUCCAUGGAGAACUUGUACACUUGGAACGACAUGAAUGAGCCCUCGGUCUUCAACGGGCCAGAGGUCACCAUGCACAAGGAUGCCAUGCACGGAGCCUGGGAGCAUCGUGACGUGCACAACAUGUAUGGCUUCUAUGUGCAAAUGGCCACAGCGGAGGGUCUGAUCCAGAGGUCAGGAGGAGUUGAGCGACCAUUUGUCUUGACCAGAGCCUUCUUCGCUGGGUCACAGCGCUAUGGUGCUGUGUGGACUGGAGAUAAUGCUGCCGAGUGGGACCAUCUUAAGAUCUCCAUCCCCAUGUGUCUGAGCCUGGGUCUGGUUGGAAUCUCAUUCUGUGGUGCUGACGUAGGCGGUUUCUUCAAGUCCCCAAACACGGAACUGCUGGUGCGUUGGUACCAGACAGGGGCGUACCAGCCGUUCUUCAGAGCCCAUGCCCACCUUGACACGCCCCGCCGUGAGCCCUGGCUGUUUGGUCCAGAGAACACAGCGCUGAUCCGUGAUGCGGUGCGCCAGCGCUACACCCUCCUGCCCUACUGGUACCAGCAGUUCUACAACACAAAAAAGACUGGAGAUCCUGUCAUGAGACCACUGUGGGUUGAGUAUCCUCAGGAUCCCGCUACUUUCGCUCUGGACGACGAAUUCUUGAUCGGGAGAGACUUGUUGGUACAUCCAGUGACUGAGGAGGGAGCCAGAGGAGUCACUGCCUACCUGCCUGGAAAAGACGAAGUGUGGUUUGAUGUCCAAACCUUCCAAAAGCACAACGGGGCCCAGAACCUUUACGUCCCUGUCACCAUGAGCUCUAUCCCUGUUUUCCAGCGUGGUGGUUCCAUCAUUCCCAGGAAGCUUCGGGUUCGCAGGUCCUCCACCUGCAUGGAGCACGAUCCCUACACUUUAUAUGUGGCUCUUAACCCUCAGAGAACCGCACAGGGUGAGCUCUACGUCGACGAUGGCCACACCUUCAACUUCGAAAAGAAGGAGUUCAUUCACAGGAGGCUGUCCUUCGCCAACAAUGUCCUCUCUUCUGUUAACCUCGCUCCAGACUCCCAGUUUUCUACCAGCUCUUGGGUUGAGCGCAUCCUCAUAUUGGGAGCCAGUAAGCCCAGCAAGGUUACCCUCAAGACUGCUGAUGGUCAUGAGAGCCAGCUGGAGUUUGACUUUGACGCCUCCAUGUCUGUUUUGACGCUGCGCAAGCCCGGCAUGAAUGCAGGGGUCGACUGGACCGUGAUGCUCCAGUAACCACGGAGACAGUGAGAGGAGAUGCAGGAGGAGAAAAUGACUGAACUGGACUGAACAGGAGGGUAGAGGAGGAAGCCGACACAAGGCGCUGAUACCCAAGAUUAAUUAAAGCAAGACAACAGGAUACCCGCCAUUGAGACUAAAGGACAUAAACACAUCAGACACACACCGCUGUCCUCCCUGCAAACACUCUUGUAGACCUGUUAGUUGAGCUGAGCCAUAUUAUGUCUCCGCCAUGUCCCUCUUGUGUUCAGUAACAGUGUAACAAAAAGGGUUACUGCUAGGUAGAUACUGUUUGUCAUGUUUUUUGCAGAUAGAUAACAAUUGAGCAAUUAAAAUAAUGUCAUUAUAAUGAAUCAUUUGGGGUUAAGAAAAAAAGAAACAUACAGGCACUUUUUUUAGUUUUUAAUCGUCCACUCAGUUGUCCAUCCAGUCCGCCCGAGAAGAAAAGAUCACUGUGGUGGAUUGUUGUUUAAAAUGAAAGCUGACAUUCAAAGCACAAGCUCCACCUGCUGGUGAUUCCCUCUGUUUCUGAAAAAAAAAAGAUUCUUUCCCUCUUUUUAAGCCAAGCUUGUGAAUCAACUACGAUCAUCUUUCCUUGUGCUGCAUUUCAUACAAUCAAUGAUCUGAUAUGUAGCUCUACACUAAUCUUUCAUUCUGUUUAUUUCUUCACUUUUUGGCCCGUCAGGAAAAUGGUCUUUUUUACCACUCCCGGCCAGUUCGUUCCUCUUCAGCCUCUUCUUGAACUCAUCAGUGAUGAAUUUGUGUGCAUGGAAUUGAUUUAUCAUCGCUUCACUUGGAGGUGAUUGGGCUGCUGCACAGAGAGGGAUUUUUCAGCUGUUCUAUUGAACAAAAUACUACUUUGGCGAUGGGAAUCUUUCAGGGGACUGAACCACUGAUGUGUGUGGAUCAUCCUGUUGACGUGCUUUCUUUGUUUUAUCAAAUUCUUCUUUUUCCCCAACGUUGUUUACUAGAUUUUUAAUGCACUUGAAGAAGAGUGAGGACUUACAAGUUGUUUAGAUUUUCAUGUGUUGCUAGAUAUCGGGGCAGUCUGAGAUUUCCAUUGUGUCAUUUGGGUUUAAUCAUUAAAAAGUGUUUCACUUGCAAUUAUCUUUCAGUAUACUUUUGAUUUUCAUAAAAAUCCAUCCUAAAUGUACACUGAACAGUUAUAAAUAUUCAAAUGAUGCUCUGGAGAUGUUGGAUUGUGUCCUGCCUAAUCAAAUCAUUGGACCUUUUUUAGGUAUUUUGUUCUAUUUGUUUGUCUCCUUGAUUGUUUUUAUGACCAUAAAUGUACAUGUUGCUGCAAUUUUGUCUUGGAUGGCUCGAGUUGUGGUGGACAUGGAAGUGAAGGAACAGACUCCAGCCGUCGAUCAAAGUUGUCAAAUGUACUAAAAGAUGAGACCAAGUGAAAAUAAAGUUGACCAAAAUUAA